AUGGCUGCUCGAUCCCAAGUGUCUGACCAGGAGGAGUCUCGACCAGUGCCCUGGCGGUCCCCGGAAAUACGGGUGGCCACACUUUGGAAAUCCUUGCUUCGCCAGUGUCCAGUCGUCAUUGUUGGCCGCUUGCAUGUGCUGGUAUCUUUGUCUGUUGGCUUCCGGCGAUCCAAUGCCGGACAAGCCGACCCAGUCUCUCAACACAUUGAAGGCGACUGGCGUCACGCCAGGCUCGUGGUUUGCUCCACCGGAGGCUCGGCAGUUCGCAGCUACCGCGCCGACUCACGCACCAACUGCCUCUUUGAUUUUGGUGUGGUGGUCGGGAUUCGCGCUUCACUUCACCACAGAGACGAUCAGCUCGAGGCGAAAGAGGGCACUGACUUGUUCGUCUUCACCGCCUGGAUCUUCUUUGUACUUUGCCAGCGCGGCGACGGGGGGACCUUUGGAUAA
Messenger RNA from Ilyonectria robusta, 450 nucleotides. RefSeq lists its product as uncharacterized. The coding region runs from base 1 to 450 and encodes 149 amino acids. The transcript has 2 exons. The record is from RefSeq and is a predicted model, not a curated record. NCBI's taxonomy places the organism in Eukaryota, Fungi, Ascomycota, Sordariomycetes, Hypocreales, Nectriaceae.